UCCAAUUAUGGCCACAACAGUGAAAAAUCUUUCUGAACAAAAAUGCAUGUCUUUAUGCAUUAAUGACAUAAUAGCUCAACUUAUCAUAGCUCAUAAAAAGAAACAAAAUAUUGAUCUUACAAAGUUAAAAUGUCAAGCUUCAAAUAAAUAUGGUUUGUCAUUUCAACCAAAGUUAUAUGAUAUUAUUAACGCAAUUCCUCCAGAAUAUAAAACAGCUCUCCUGCCCCAAUUGAAGGCCAAACCCAUACGCACCGCUAGCGGAAUAGCCGUGGUAGCAGUUAUGUGCAAACCUCACAGGUGUCCCCACAUCAACACAACUGGCAACGUUUGCGUUUACUGUCCUGGCGGGCCAGAUUCGGAUUUCGAAUAUUCUACUCAGUCGUAUACCGGUUACGAACCGACUUCUAUGAGAGCUAUUCGGGCCCGAUAUGACCCUUACAUCCAAGCUAGGCAUAGAAUAACUCAGCUGCAACAAUUAGGACACGACGUGGAAAAAAUAGAAUACAUAGUGAUGGGUGGAACCUUCAUGUCUUUGCCGGAAGAUUACCGCGAUUAUUUUAUCCGAAACCUUCAUGACGCCUUAUCCGGUUUUACUAGUAGAUCCGUUACCGAAGCCGUUAAAAUGUCGGAGAGAUCUAAGAUUAAAUGUAUUGGGAUCACGAUAGAAACGAGACCCGAUUAUUGUCUUGAACGUCAUAUCAACGAUAUGCUUUCUUACGGUUGUACCCGUCUCGAAAUCGGUGUCCAAAGCGUUUACGAAGAUGUCGCUCUAGAUACUAAUAGAGGGCACACGGUCAAGGCCACUUGUGAGACCUUCGCCUUGGCCAAAGAAGCGGGCUAUAAAGUCGUCACACACAUGAUGCCCGACCUGCCUAACGUAUGCUACCGUCGAGACGUCAAUCAAUUCCGUCAAUUAUUUUCCGAUCCAGAAUUUCGUCCAGACGGACUCAAGAUAUACCCCACACUCGUUAUAAGGGGAACUGGUCUUUACGAACUAUGGAAAAGCGGAAGGUAUCGAAGUUACGCUCCUGGCCAAUUGAUAAAUCUCGUUAGUCUUAUCCUUUCCCUUGUUCCGCCCUGGACACGAGUUUACAGGGUUCAGCGGGAUAUUCCAAUGCCUUUAGUUACCGCUUCCGCCGUUGAAAGUGGAAAUCUGAGAGAACUUUGCUCGGCUCGAAUGGAAGAAUUGGGUUUGGCCUGCAGAGAUGUAAGAACCAGAGAAGCUGGUAUAAAACAGCUGCGUAGAUCUCCUAACAAAGCUAAAGGUGGAGGUGGAAAGAUGGUAACAAACGGAUUUUAUAAGAGAGGUGAUGAUACCGAGACGAAAGUCAAGGAUACCGAUGGUGGUAAAAAGGAAGAUGAAUUCAACUUAGGGCAGAGCGUAGAAUUAGUCAGAAGGGAUUACGCCGCGAAUCAAGGCUGGGAAACUUUUCUUUCCUAUGAAGAUACCGAGACAGAUACUUUAAUAGGGUUAUUACGGUUAAGAAAAUGUUCGGAGGAAAAGGCCUUUAGACCGGAAUUAAAGCCAAAAUUAUUGAAAGAUACCUCUCCUUCUUACAAUAGUUGCGAUCCUACGCUUUUGGCCGGAGUCAGCAUGGUGAGAGAACUUCACGUCUAUGGCAGUGUGGUGCCGAUUCACGCCAAGGAUCCUCUAAAAUUUCAGCAUCAGGGUAUCGGAACUCUGUUGAUGGAGGAAGCGGAGCGUAUAUCUAGGUUAGAGCAUGGUUCGUACAAAAUAGCCGUUAUAUCCGGUGUGGGAACGAGAAAUUAUUAUAGGAAGCUUGGAUAUCAUUUAGACGGUGUUUACAUGUCAAAGAUACUGGAUUAGAUAGAGACAAAUAAACAUAACAUAAUCCCUUCUCCCAAAUGGCCUUUAUAGUUCAAUCAACGCACAUGAAAAAUGCAAUAAAUUAUUUAUUUUUUCUGAUAUAAACAUUUCCAAUAUUAUAAAUUAUUACACAUUAAAGCCUUGCAAACGGACCUAAUUUUAGGUCAGGCCCGAUCCGAGAAAAAAUUUUGUCCUACCGAUACAAGUUUGGUUGAUCGGACUCGAGUCUGUCCUGUCCAUACAGGGCUCUAGUAAAUAUUAAUUUUCGAUUAUUUCCAUGGGGAAAAAGCUAAUAAUGUUUAAAUGUAGUUAAAUCAUGAAUUUUGUUGGCCUAUAAAUCUUAUUAUCUUCCUUUUUUUAUACAUUUUUCCACGUUAAUCUAUUAUAUAGCUAAUAAAUU
Messenger RNA from Gordionus sp. m RMFG-2023, 2228 nucleotides. Its product is annotated as elongator complex protein 3-like. The record is from RefSeq and is a predicted model, not a curated record. The transcript has 11 exons. NCBI's taxonomy places the organism in Eukaryota, Metazoa, Nematomorpha, Gordioida, Chordodea, Parachordodidae. The coding region runs from base 8 to 1828 and encodes 606 amino acids. Gene Ontology annotation, cellular component: nucleus; elongator holoenzyme complex; cytoplasm. Gene Ontology annotation, molecular function: acyltransferase activity, transferring groups other than amino-acyl groups; iron-sulfur cluster binding. Gene Ontology annotation, biological process: tRNA wobble base 5-methoxycarbonylmethyl-2-thiouridinylation.